AUGGCUACCAGUCAAGGAAGUGAAGCUAUUGCUCAACACAGUUUACGCAUAACAGAUGUUGUGAACGAACCAUUAGCAUUUCUCACACCUAUUGGUGGAUAUGAGAAUAUGCCAUUGGUUUCGUUAGAAGAAGCAGUUAAACCAUUGGUUCCACUUUUACCAGCUGUUCAAAGUCAUGCCUACGUCGCUAAACAAAGAUGUGAACAUCCUACCGAUGACUUGACAUCAGAUGAAUCAGCUUCAAUCAUGCUCUAUACAAUGAGUUGGGUUCCAGAGGAUAAAUGUCUCUAUGUUGCCCUUAAUAAAACAUUACGAUCAUCAGAAAACCGAGAUCAAAACCUUAAGCCAUGGUAUCUUUAUUUGAGACUUUUUCUCAAUGCCCUUUACCGUCUUCCACCACUUCGGGGCAUCGCAUAUCGAGGUGUGAAGUUGAAUAUAAAGGAAAGAUACCAUAAGGAUAAACUGAUCGUUUGGUGGGCCUUCUCGUCGACUACCAUCACUCUUGAUGUUCUCCAAUCAGAACAGUUUUUGGGACUGACCGGCGAGAGAACAAUUUUCAACAUAGAAUAUGAAUCAGCAAGGGACAUUCGUAAUCAUUCGUUUUUUCCAUGUGAAGAUGAAUUAUUACUUAUGGCAGCUACUCAGUUCAAAGUGAUUAGCAAAUUAAAUCAAGGUAACCUGUGUAUUAUUCAUCUUAGAGAAACUCCACCACCGUUCCCACUGCUACACCCAGUACCACUUAUUGUUCCUCCAGUACACGGUCCGGUAUUACAAGAGCCAAUCGCAAGUGCAAAUGUUAGCACAUCGCCUAAAUUAUCGAAACCUGAACACCGAAACAGGGAUCUUGAAGAAAAUAUAUCUAAACAGAAAGGCAAAUCUUGUGUAGAUUUGUGUUCGAAAAAUCUGACCGCACAAGAUAUGGAAAUUGUGGUAUACUAUCUUAUGUUUAAUAAUCAAUUCGAUUUCACUGGUAUGAAAUGGUUAAUAUUUAAAACAACAUCUUUGUUCAGUGGAACCCACAAACAAAACGGUGCAAACGAAAAAGAAAACCAAAACAAAACACUCACCACACUCAACCCCGAAGUGAAUAAAAUCGGAGAUGAAGGCGCCAGGCAUUUGGCCGACGCGUUAACGCACAACACAACACUCACCACACUCAACCUCGAAGUGAAUAAAAUCGGAGAUGAAGGCGCCAGGCAUUUGGCUGAUGCAUUAACGCACAACACAACGCUCACCACACUCAACCUCUCGUCGAAUAAAAUCGGACAUGAAGGCGCCAGGCAUUUGGCUGAUGCAUUAAGGCACAACGCAUCACUCACCACACUCAACCUCGAAAUGAAUCAAAUCGGAGAUGAAGGCGCCAGGCAUUUGGCUGAUGCAUUAACGCACAACACAACGCUCACCACACUCUACCUGAGAGGGAAUCAAAUCGGAGAUGAAGGCGCCAGGCAUUUGGCUGAUGCAUUAACGCACAACACAACACUCACCACACUUGACCUCUCGAGGAAUAAAAUCGGAGAUGAAGGCGCCAGGCAUUUGGCUGAUGCAUUAAGGCACAACACAACACUCACCACACUCGACCUCUCGUGGAAUGAAAUCGGAGAUGAAGGCGCCAGACAUUUGGCUGAUGCAUUAACGCACAACGCAACACUCACCACACUCGACCUCUCGCAUUUGGCUGAUGCAUUAACGCACAACACAACACUCACCACACUCUGCCUCAGUGGGAAUUAA
Molecule: messenger RNA, 1734 nt
Organism: Adineta ricciae
Lineage: Eukaryota; Metazoa; Rotifera; Eurotatoria; Adinetida; Adinetidae
Source: the annotation of a GenBank genome assembly